AUGGAAAUGGAUCAAGAUAUGGAGCAACAGAUGGAGCAGGAGAAUAUUCAGGAUGCAGAACUGGAGCCAGGGCCGAGACAAGGCCUGAAGUUGAGCAGCCAAAUGAAGAACCAUAUUGUACAGUUCCUACAACAGCAAUGCCAAGCUGGAGCACUGCCACAUGGUUCAUUUCAAGAGGCAGCCAAUAGAUUCAAAGUGCACAGAAUUAUAGUGAGCCGAUUAUGGGGGAUAGCCAAGCAGCAAAUGUCAGAUGGGCAGCCUGUUAUCAUGAGGGGCAGAGCAUCAGGAUAUAAAAAGAAAACAGGUAAAGUACAUUUUGAUGAUGAAAAGUUCAAACAAUUGUCUUUUCUUGAGAGAUCUUGCUAUAGAAAGCUUGCAUGUAAAAUGGGUGUUAGCAAGACAAAAGUUGGUAGAUGGGCAAAGAGUCACCUGAUAAGGCCAUAUACAAAUGCCAUAAAACCAGCACUCACUGAAGCAAACAAAAUCAGUAGAAUGAGAUGGUGUCUUACUCAUAUUCAGCCAGCUUUGGAUGAAGGAAAGCUUUUUUAUCAUGCUAUGCACAAUACAAUUCAUAUUGAUGAGAAAUGGUUUUACAUGACAAAAGCUUCAGACAGAUACUACCUGUUGCCGGAUGAGGAUGAGCCUUACAGGUCUUGCAAGUCAAAAAGAUUUAUCACAAAGGUGAUGUUCAUGUGUGCUGCAUAUUCCCAUUCACAGAACAAGUUCCAGCCAAAAGGAAGUCCAAGAAUAGGCCAAGAGGGACAUUAA
Molecule: messenger RNA, 768 nt
Organism: Salvia splendens (bonfire salvia)
Lineage: Eukaryota; Viridiplantae; Streptophyta; Magnoliopsida; Lamiales; Lamiaceae
Exons: 2
Coding region: 1-768 (255 amino acids)
Molecular function (GO): nucleic acid binding
Source: RefSeq, a predicted model, not a curated record